AGUUAUAUCUGAGUAUUUUCGGACACACUGUUCAAUCUCCUCUGCUUGUCGUGCGCGCUUGACGAAAAGGUCGACACAGUUGGUUGCUGAACGAAGGACAGAAACUGCAUGUCAAUGUUCCUGAUGAAUUUGGUUUUUCUAACUGACCAUUGGAACUUUUCUGACAGUCUGUGCGGUAAAAUCUGCACGAAAGUCUGAUUUACUGCCUGGUUCUGAGGAAAACAGACGACACAUACGUUGGAAUCCCCUGAUAUCGGAGACCCUGCCAUUGUGUCAUUUUUUGAUGUCGUCAGAGAUCCAUACACGGAUGGAUUGCUACUCCACUUAUCGAUUCUGGGAAAAAGCCACGUCCAUGUCUGGUGACACAACCCCUGAAACCGUGUUCCAUGCUGAUGAUGCAUUACAGCCAGAUCCUCUUGUAGGCUUCCUAUAGUCGAGUCUCUUGCUAAAAUUCUCAUAGACCUCUGCUAAAGCCUGCUUUGAGAUCUCCUACAGUUGGGACCAUAAGCACAUGUCUAGGAUCAGCUUUUCCUCCCCCAAUUAUAAUCUCAAUUAUUAAUGAAGGAAAAAUUCACAACUGACCUUAAAUCAGCUUCAAGGGACACUGUCAUCCUCCUACUGGGAGUGGUGUGUCUCAUUGAUGUCACAAUAUAGAAGACUCCCUGGCCUGCCUUCAGAGCUCCCGCAGUCGCCAAUGGCUGCGUCUCCACUCCCAGAGCGUGACUCUGCGACCCUUCUGAAGCUGCAGGAAGUGGAUCCCAGCCGUGUUGGCCGCGGUGGCCGCAUCCUCUCGCCCAUCUUCAGCGCCCCGUCCCCGGCGCUGCCCAUGGAGGCCCACCCCAUCUGCAUCCCCUCGCCAUACACUGACAUCGGGCACGACUUCAACCCCUUGUCCUUCUACAGCCCCACUCUGCUGAGCUACGCUGGGCCCGCGCUCUCUGACUGCCCAUCCACCCACCAGUCCCUCAGUCCCUCCCUCUUCUGGCCCCCCCAAGCUCACAUGGGGCCUCCAUUGUCUCUGCACCAUCGGCCCCAAUCUCGCCCACAGCAAGGCCAGCCAACCCGAGUGUCCUGGGCGGAGCCCCGCGCCCUAUCUGAGAGCAGUAAGCCUCUGAGGAAGCGCUCGCAGGAGGGUGAGGAGACGGUCAUCUCGCUGGAAGGGAAGGCUGAACUGCACUUCUGUGCCGUGUGUCACGACUACGCGUCGGGCUACCACUACGGGGUGUGGUCCUGCGAGGGCUGCAAGGCUUUCUUCAAGAGGAGCAUCCAAGGUCACAAUGACUACAUCUGCCCGGCGACCAACCAGUGCACUAUCGAUAAGAACCGCCGCAAGAGCUGCCAGGCGUGCCGCCUCCGCAAGUGCUACGAAGUGGGCAUGACAAAGUGUGGCAUGCGUCGCGACCGCAGCAGCUACCGGGGUCAUCAACCGAGGCGCGUGGGUCGCUUCUUCACCCGGGGCACUGCUAGCGGGCCCAAGCGGGUCCUAGCUGAGGGGAGCGAGCCAAUCAAGGAACUCUGCCCCACAGUAUUAACCCCGGAGCAGCUGAUUGGCCGGAUCAUGGCGGCAGAGCCACCGGAGAUCUUCCUCCAGAAGGACAUGAGGAGGCCCCUGACGGAGGCCAACGUCAUGAUGUCACUCACCAACCUGGCCGACAAGGAGCUGGUCCACAUGAUCAGCUGGGCCAAGAAGAUCCCAGGAUUUGUGGACCUGUGCCUGUUCGACCAGGUGCACCUGUUGGAGUGCUGCUGGUUGGAGGUGCUGAUGCUAGGGCUCAUGUGGAGGUCUGUGGACCACCCUGGUAGGCUCAUUUUUUCCCCCGACCUCAGCCUGAACAGGGAAGAGGGGAGCUGUGUGCAGGGUUUCGUGGAUAUCUUUGACAUGCUGCUAGCUGCCACCUCCCGGUUCAGAGAGCUCAAGCUGCAGAGGGAGGAGUACGUCUGCCUCAAGGCCAUGAUCCUCCUCAACUCCAACAUGUGCCUGAGCUCCUCGGAGGGGAGCGAAGAGCUGCAGAGUCGCUCGAAGCUCCUGCGCUUGCUGGAUGCCGUAACAGACGCACUGGUGUGGGCCAUCGCAAAGACAGGCCUCAGCUUUCAGCAGCAGUCUGCGCGCCUCGCCCACCUGCUGAUGCUGCUGUCACACAUCCGCCACGUCAGUAACAAGGGCAUGGACCACCUGCACUGCAUGAAGAUGAAGAACAUGGUACCCCUGUACGACCUGCUGCUGGAGAUGCUGGAUGCCCACAUCAUGCACAGCCCACGGCUGCCCCACCAAGCCAACUCAGCGGGCCCCUGUCCAGAGGUGAGCCCCCCGCAGCCCACCACCUCAGCAGUUGCCCCGGCCAGACAUGGACCCCCAGCAGCAGAAGCGAGCCUCAACAGCAGGAGCAAUUGGACUGCAGGGACCCCGGUAGAAAGACAGUGGUGAAAAGGGAUCUCUAGCAGCAAAAAGGACAAUGGAGAGAAUGUGACUGGGACCCUUGUGGACGGCUACUUCUUGGAACGGCUUUUAACACCACUCUGAAACAGAGGAACUGGAACGAGUAUAAGGGUUUUUCAGAUCGUGCCUGGGAGGGGCUGCAUCCCAAUGCUGUCCAAUGAAAACUCCUUUCAGGCAUUAGCACUGUUCUUGACUGUUUUCUCGGAGGCCGCAAACAUAAAAAAUAUAACAAUAUUUAAUGUCCCUGCUAAAGCUGUCUUUUGGUUUAUGAUCAGGUUUGAAUGUAGCCUAGCUGGGGCGACCCACGUGACCACACAGCGAGGAAAAGUUGUGACUGACUGGUCUGGAAAGGAGGCAGUUUGUUAAUGCAACAUUUGCUCAGAAAUUGAGCGGACUCAUCAAUUUAGUUUUAUGAACUGUUUUUUUCCCCCCAGGGGCUUGAGACCUCUCAUUGUUUGGAUUUGAAAAUCCAACAGUUGUAAUGGAAGGGAGUGGCGCUCGUGUGUUUGAGUGAGAACCAACCAGCAAAAGCACAGCCCUUCAUUAUCAACUUAUCGUCCUGACAACAUCAAAACAGCCUUUCCAGACUCUGAAGUCAGGAGACUUCAAGUUCGGUAUCAGCCAGACUAGUUUGAAAGUAGAAUCUACGAGAAAGUCUGAAAUUAAACAUCAGUGGAUGAGUGGCAAUGAGGGAAAGGAGAUGAGAGGAAGGCAGUUAGGAGUAGCUUACUGGGACACAGAAAAGCCCAAGAAAAGGCACUUUCAACAGUCAUCAUGGACUCUCCCCUCUUCUUUUGUACUGUCGGAGGGCGACAGGUAGCCUAGCCGUUACAGCGUUGGGCCAAUAACCUGAGCCGACAACGUGCAAAAUCUGUCGAUGUGCCCUUAAUCCUAAUUUGCUCCAGGGGUGCCAUACUACCAUGGCUGACCCUGUAAAACAACCCAUAUUCGCUGCACCUAUCUGGUGUGUGACGUGUUGUUUAUUUUUUUUACUGUCAAUGGGAUAAUCUGUAUAAAUAAAGCAUCAAUAUAAAUAAAUAUAACUUUGAGUGACAAUCAAAAGAUAAUGGCCAUUUGCACUGGUUCAAAUUGUUUAACUGUCAUGGAAGAAAGAAAAACACAUUUUAAAACUAUAUACUUCACCUCAAGAUCUUAUUCCUUUGCUUUACCCUUAGGUUUUUGUUCCACCAUCUGUAUAGCUUCAAACUUUGCAUACAGUACGCAAAGUAGACACAUGUCCUAAUAAACAAAUAUAUUUCCAGCUGAAAAGGUGGAGGUGAAGGGUCAUGCUACUGUCAUUCCACUCUAGAACACAUUCCCUUUAAGGUGGACUCCACAAUAAGAAUAGCAUCAUACACAGUGGGACAAAGUCCUGUUUGAAUCAACAAUAAAAUCUAAAUGACACUAUUUUGUCUCCUCAAAUAAAGAUGCAAAUUAAGACGGCAGAUUUUUUAAUUCCUUCGCAAAAAGUGCCUAUGGGUCCAAUCCCAUCUUCAGUAAUGGGAGUGUGACUCAAACAUUCAUACAAAUUAAUUUGGGACUUACUUGAAUGUCAGUUUUACGUCCGCGUGUCUCUAGCUAAAAUUCAGCCCUUCAUACGUGGGCAAUGUGAUCGAAUUCUGACCACAAUGUUGUUUCUGUGUUUAUUCCUACCGGGAAGAAAGCAUGGUGAAAUGAAGAGAUACAAUAAUUGUAAUAUUGUAAUAAGACUCACGCCUUUCAAAGAGCACAGUGCAACGCUGUUAUGUUUAUGUACAACUUUAUUUAUGACUGGCCCAAUAAGGCCCAGUACAAGUUCAAUUCCCGGUUUAAAAAACGGUGUCAUCUUGACAGUUUUGGAGGGAGGGUCUUAGGCGUGCGAACCCGAAGUAGAAAAUACAUUUAUUUGUGUGUUUUGUUUUAGACCUGUUGUACUUUGUGUAGUUGCUACUGGCGACCAAGAAAGUGUUUAGAUUGUGCCUUCUACAUAGCGACCAGCUUGUCUUAAACGCACACAUCAGCUGUCCUGACUGUUUAUUAUAUCUGUUAUGUCUUUGUGAUAACAGUAUUAUGUAGGGGUGAUUAUGACUGGUUCAAGUAAGGUGUUGCCUAUAACAUAACCCACCUGCUAACUGGGCCUUUCCAUCCAUUCAUCAGCUUUGUGUUGUCCUCACACCUGACAAUAUUUAGGCCAGGAUUCAACCCGAGUCAUGUUAGCGCUGUCGACAAUGCAGCUUUUAAAGGCAAUAUUCCUAAAUGUAUGGUCACGGUAAACACUCUACAACAUGCAUUGGAUUGAAUCCAGGCCUUAGAAUGCCAAUGAUACAUUCAACUAAUGUGAGGUCCUAAAGAUACACACAAUAGGAUCACAAUCAAAACAACUGAAUAUUAGGAAUGUGUUCCUCAUGUUUGGUAUACUCAGUGUAUAUAGAGCCUGUCUGCAUUCUUUAUUUCUGUUACCUUUAGUUUAUCUGCGUAAUAUUGACUUAAACUCAGAACCACUUGUUUUGCAAACAUGGUCCUGUUUUAUAUAUUGCUGUGCUGAUCAAUGGACAGUUCAUUACCUCUGUCAAAUGAAUAUGUAGCUUAAAAUUGUGUUUAUUUCAUUUUGCAAUAAAGAUGGUGACGCUACGAUAAUGCACAUUUAAAUUAGGCCUAUAUCCAAAAACACAUAUGGCCUAAUGAUAUAUUUUCGGCUUCAGACGAACGCCUAGUUCUCACACAGGUUUUUUUUUAAAUUAAAGCCUUUUCAAUGCCUUAAUAAUCAACUAUGUCGCAGUCUGCUUUUGCCAAGCUUGUAGUAAUAGAAAAGCAGAGUGCUAGCUUUAUUUCCUGUGCUAAUUUAGCCAAUUUCCUUUCAGUAGCGCUAUAUUACCUACCUAGGCUAUAUUUACUCUGGUCGAGGAAGCAUAUUAUUUACUUUUGAUGACCAGACAGCCAUAGCUGCAUCCCACACUUUUAAUUUGUAAUGUCUCAUUUUGGGGGGAUUUCUAGCAUCAAUAACAAAGUACAGUAUAGGACCUCAGGAGAUAUGAACUCUUCGGGAAUGGAGGUUGUUCAGAAUGCUGACGUAUUCUUUACUUUGACAUGGAUUUAACGCAUGUAGACAAUCUGAAUUACUUAUUAACAUGUAUUUUCUAACCAUUUAGUAAAAAAAACAUUUACGUUUCUGUAAUCUACAGACUCAGGCGCAUGAGCAACAUUUACGUUUUCUUUGCAAUUAAUAAUACAUUUCCCGGUUCCAUAUUUCCCGUUUGAUCGGUCAGUCCGUAACUCGAGGUUCUACUCUUUAACAUGAGAUCUGAAAUAGUAUGCGGAUGCUAAUUGCUAUCUCUGGGUCCAUUUAGUCUGUCAUUUAGAAAAAUGGUUAACUAAGGCCUAGAUUCAAUCAGUUCAGAGUUAACCCGUGAUAACCGACAACUGCAUUGCAUAUCAUUUAUUUUGUUUGGGCGGUGUAAUUUCUACAUAGCCUACACUUUCUCAUUCUGAAUUUCUAACACGGGUGGGAUUUAAGGAUGGGUUUGGUUUCGUGACAAUGACCACAAGAGUGGGUGCUCGCCGAUUUGACAGCUCCAACGCAGUUACCCCAGACCUCGUCCAAACAAAAGCAAUAUGCUAUGCAGAUGUCAUUUAUCGUGGGUUAAUGCAGAUCUGAUCUGAGUCUAGGCCAUAGCUCACAUCAGCUGUUUAAUACUAUAAGACAAACACCAUUGAUCUUUGUCAACACCAACAGUAGACUCCUCUCGAGGCAAGAAAUGUUUCUGAGUUAACUAUUUUUAAUUCAACUAGUCAGCUGUGCACAAGUCCUUUCACUUUCCCAAUGACUGAGCCAUUUGUAGCCCAGCUGUGCAUUCUGCUUUGAACGAUCUCUGAGAAUGCUGUACACUGCCAGCAGGAUAAGGAUACACAUGCUUUUUCAACUGUAACGUGAGUGCUUUAAAUGUCAAGGUUUCCCAAUGUGAAUUUUUAUGUGGAUUUUCUCCCACCGUCGCACAGGAGUAUCUUUCUUUGAA
Messenger RNA from Oncorhynchus mykiss (rainbow trout), 6429 nucleotides. It is a transcript of the gene esr2a, whose product is annotated as estrogen receptor 2a. NCBI's taxonomy places the organism in Eukaryota, Metazoa, Chordata, Actinopteri, Salmoniformes, Salmonidae. The record is from RefSeq and is a predicted model, not a curated record. Gene Ontology annotation, molecular function: nuclear estrogen receptor activity; sequence-specific DNA binding; steroid binding. Gene Ontology annotation, cellular component: nucleus. Gene Ontology annotation, biological process: estrogen receptor signaling pathway; regulation of DNA-templated transcription; cellular response to estradiol stimulus.